UGUCCUAUCACCUCUCCUUCUCUCAUUCCCUUCAUUUGCAGAUGGCGGUGAAGUGAGGUGGCUGAGGACUAGUAUGUGUGUGAGUGCGUGGAAGGACACAUCCUCCCCUUGUAGAGAAAGAGAAAUCAGAGAAAGAGAGAGAGAGGAAGAAGAAACAGCUGCUCUCCAGUAACAGGUAGCUCAGCUGUGGGGUUCCAUUAUAUCCUUGGGGGAACAACCGGCCAUGCGGACGUCACUACAGGCACUCGAGGACCUGAGGUGUCGCAGCCGCAGGUAAGAGCAGCUAACUCCAGUCUCCUGUCAUGGAUAGCAACGCUGGGGAAGUGGAGGACUCAGGAGAAGAGCUUACAGGGAGGAAGAAGUCUCGGUUCAAGCUGCUGAAGAGUCGUCUGUUUGGCCGUCUGAAGAGGAAGGAGACUGAAGGACUGAUGAAGCAGAGCCAGUCUGCCAGUGAUGUCACUGCUGAUGUCAUAGCUCCGAGGGACGACGACUCAGAGGAUGACUGUUUGGGCGGUCCAAAUACACUGGGGUCCAGAGCUCUGUCACAUGACAGCAUCUUCCUGGCUGACCAAUCACAGAGCUCCUCUGAGCCGACGAGGGUUCUGUCUCAGGAGAACGUACACAGCAGGAUACGAGAACUGCAGCUGAAACUGCAGCGACAGAACAUGUGUCUGGGCCCUCCCCCCUUGCUGAUCACUGGAAAGAGAAUGGAAGAUUCUGGAGCCACCUCUGAGGAUGAUGGUUUACCCCAGAGCCCUCCAGAGAUCUUGUUCCAUGACCGAACAGCACAGGGGCCUUCCUACAAGUUCCCUGACACUCACAGGCACCAUAGCUCUCUGAGUUUAGCAGGGACAGGAAGUGAGGAGGAGGAGCAGUGCCUCUCCCAGCCCUCCUCCCGUCCUCUCUCCCCGAAUCCUGCUUCCCCCUGUGAUCCAGAGCCCUCCCCUGCAGUGGACUUCACCAGCCCAGCCCAGUACACUCCUAGCCUGGACAGCUCUGCCGCCCGUCACCGCAUGUCUGUUAAACCCAGGAACCAGAGGGCCAGCGCCAAGGGACGGAAAGGUCCCCUGAGAGCAAGCAGACUUGGCUCAGAGAGCCUGAGUGACCUGGACCCAGACCAGCCCCUGUCUGAGAGGGAGGAAGAGCAGGAUGGAACGGAGGACGAGGACAGAGAGGAAGAGGAGGAGAGGGAGCGACCGUUCUCUUCAUCUCCAAAAGACUCUGAGGAGAAGCCCUGGCAGUCAGUACCCCCUGGUGGUCAGAAAGAGGUAUUACAGAUACAAGAGUCCUCUGAGACAGAGGGACGCGUCACCACCAACCCUCUCUACCUCCAGGCUAUGACCUCUCCUCUAUCAGAACCCAUGACCAAGACCUCCAUCCUGGAGACCCCGAGCCUGUCCACUCCCCCUUCAGCAGCAGUGGAGGAGCCACAGAAGCCCCCGGAACCUAUCCGGGUCAAACGCCCAAGAACUCUCAUCCAGGAUAAUUCAGACCAGGGAAGUCGGUCUGGGUCUACAUCUGAAAAGACCCUCUUCAGGCCUCUCAGUCCUGUCUAUGGAUCAGAUAAUAUCACUUCCAUCACAAAUCAACUGCCCUCAAAAGAGAAGCCAGAGGAGAAUAUGACCCCAGCCACCUCUAACAAGGGAGACAGGUUGAGCAGAAACACACAGGGUGUGAGCAUAGCAGACACCAGCAGCUCUACACACCACUCUGCUCUACCUACCCAUGCCUCUCGCGUUAUAAGACAAACACAGACACCUGCUUAUGAGAGCGAGUCUGUCAGAGAGACUACAGCAGUCCCACUGUCGGGCAUUAAUGAAGAAACCUCCAAAUUGGACCUGGUGCAGAGGACAACAGGGCCACCUACUGGCCAUGAAGACACACUGCCUAGAGCAAACAGUUUCUCCACCUCCUCCUUGAGACAGCGUUCCAAGAGUGCCACUGGCAGAGCCCACACAGGGACGAGAAACGAGGAGAUGAAUGCAGAAGGAAAAGGAGGGGAGGGUUUGGUGGCCAAGAACCCUCAUCAGGAGUCUGUCAGAAGGCAAGAGGUAAAACCAGAGCAGGCCACAUUUAAAGGCCUGAAGGAAAACCAACCACAACCCUCACCUCAGGAGAGAAAAGUACAAACAGAGGUAGAAGUCGUGGAGGAGACAGGACUGAAGGGAGGAGAGAAAAGGGAUGGGCAGAGUGAGGGAAAUGAGGAGGAGGAGCAGGAGAGGAGGAGUGCUUUCGGAGUGAAGCUGCGCACCACUUCUCAGUCUCUGAAGUAUCGCUUGGAGAGGGACCAAGAAUUCAGGGUUAAGUGUCAUAUUGUCUCAACAACUGCAGAACCAGUCAAAGGCGAAAUUGGCACAAGUUCAAAGGUCAGGGGUGACUUGGCAAAUAAGGCAUCGAGGAAGGGCCCGUCACAAGUGUCUGAUUGCCCCCCCCCAUACACCCCUGACAGAAACAGACUCAACGAGAACCAAGAUGAUGAUGAUACUGACCUGGUAGUAGAUGCCUUUUCAGACCCAGACAAAGGCCCAUCCUCCAGACCUGCUCUGGGGCUCCCAAGAUGGACUGAGACCCCUGGGUCUAAUGGGUCAGCUGGAUCGGAGCCUGUCUGGAUGUCCAUGGCCCGGGAAAAGACCAGGAGUCUCCAAAAGCAUCUCAGUCCAGAGACAGAUGCUGGGAUGGGGGGGACAACAACGCCCCAGUACACCCCAUCACCACGGCCAGCUCCAACCCCAGCCCCACAGCCGAGAUUACAACCAACAGCUCAGCCAUCAACACAACCUCCAUCACAAUCACAGCCAAGCACAAAAACAGCCUCGCAAAAACAAACAUCACCCCCAGUGGUACAAUCACCAUCUCAACCAAUACCAAGCCGUAGACCAAUCCUACAGGAAAUGCAUCUGACAGCUAAACUCAAAACAUUGCCUUCAGAUCAGCCUAACACACAAUCACCAUCUCAACCAAUACCAAGCCGUAGACCAAUCCUACAGGAAAUGCAUCUGACAGCUAAACUCAAAACAUUGCCUUCAGAUCAGCCUAACACACAAUCACCAUCUCAACCAAUACCAAGCGGUAGACCAAUCCUACGGGAAAUGCAUCUGACAGCUAAACUCAAAACAUUGCCUUCAGAUCAGCCUAACACACAAACAGCAUCACAACCGACACCACAAGGAACAGCGCAACAGCUGACACAACCGUCCUCCCAACCUCACACGCCAACCAGACCAACUCUACGAGGAGCGUCUGAGAGAUCCUCCACGUCUCUGAAGAGAGCUGAGAAGAUGCCUGUGGAGAAAUGGACAGAAAGAGCGCUCCCAACUGGGACUAUGGAGGAAUCUAGCAAUGGUCAAAUUGAGAUUCACAUCGCAAAUCCUGAGAUACCUUCUUCUUCAUCAUCAUCAUCCUCAUUGUCACACCGGGGUCAGCCAACCUGGAUGGAACUUGCCAAGAGGAAAUCUCUGGCCUGGAGUGACAAGACUAUGGACUAAGAGAAAUGUACACGCGUGCGUCUGUGUGUUUGAGGGAGGUAAAGAGGUUCCUAAAGAGAGUAAGAAGAAGACUGAAAUAAAAUAACGAUUUGUUGCUGACUGUAUUAUUUGAACCUACUGGCUUCAGAGUUUAAAACCUCUUUCCCUUUACUGUGCCUUACUCUUCUAACCAUUACAUUUUUUAAAUUACUUAUAUUUCACAUCGGCCAGACUGAUGCUAAACUACUGCGUAUAACAACACUAAACCAAGAGGUCUGGACUUUUAUGGCAAGAGGGCAUACUCUUGUUUGUUGCUGGUUCAAACUCCGAUUCAGUUUUUUCACUGCUUUUGACAUAUCACUCCAUGCUUGAUCCCUGUUGUCUGGAAUAAAUAUACUGUCAAUUGUA
Messenger RNA from Oncorhynchus gorbuscha (pink salmon), 3872 nucleotides. Its product is annotated as capping protein-inhibiting regulator of actin dynamics-like. The transcript has 12 exons. Lineage: Eukaryota; Metazoa; Chordata; Actinopteri; Salmoniformes; Salmonidae. The coding region runs from base 303 to 3485 and encodes 1060 amino acids. The record is from RefSeq and is a predicted model, not a curated record.